This is a messenger RNA of Orussus abietinus, 902 nucleotides long. It is a transcript of the gene MED11, whose product is annotated as mediator of RNA polymerase II transcription subunit 11. Gene Ontology annotation, cellular component: mediator complex. Lineage: Eukaryota; Metazoa; Arthropoda; Insecta; Hymenoptera; Orussidae. Gene Ontology annotation, biological process: regulation of transcription by RNA polymerase II. The coding region runs from base 116 to 535 and encodes 139 amino acids. The record is from RefSeq and is a predicted model, not a curated record. The transcript is spliced from 3 exons. Gene Ontology annotation, molecular function: transcription coregulator activity.
UGCAUGCUAUGCCGUGUUUAAAUUUAUUGGUGUAAUAUUCGUGAAAGAAACAUUUAUUGUUAAUUAUAAUUAGAUAAUCAAGCCAAGUAUAUAGUGCAAAUCGUAUUAAAUUGAAAUGACUCCUCCAAUGGAAAGAAUUCAAACCUUGGAAAAUAUUGAAAAAGAAAUAACCGGUUGUUUACAAAGUGCAGGUCAAGUUUUUCUGGAAUUGAGCAAAGAGAAGUCAAGCUUGAAACAAGCAGAAGGACAAACGCACCAAUUUUUGAAGACUUUGGGACAUGUGGAAUCGAAAUUGAGUGAACAAAUUAAUUACUUGACACAAGUAUCCACUGGUCAACCACACGAAGGAUCAGGAUAUGCAAGUCAGAAAGUUUUACAGAUGGCUUGGCACAGACUGGAACAUGCUCGUAGUAGGGUAAAUGAAUUGGAACGAAUAAAAAAUAAGCAUCUUCAUGGAAGAACGUCAUUAAGACCAACGCAACAACAGAUGUCUGGAAGUUCCCUGCAGUCAGCACAAACCAAUACCACGUCAUAGCAUUGAAUAUUCGUUGUAUACCUUUUAUAUGUUAUCACUGUAUAGUAUUGAAUAACAGCAGGGAUGAAAUGAUUAUGAUACAUCAAUUUCUAGUUUCAAUAAGACAUAUUUCAAUAUUAUCUACACGUUUUAGUUUUUUACUUAUGGGGCGAUAUAUUCAAAACUUCAUCAAUAAAACACCAAAUGAAAAAAAUUUACUUUUACAGGAUUGGACAAUGUAGCGUUGAUUCGUCUUUUGUGCGUAUCUUAUGGGUUAUGUAAAUACAUUAUAGUAGAAAAUGUAUUCAAUGUCACACAAAAGAUAAAAAAAAUAGUUUUCAUUAUUAAUUUUAUGAAGGAUGCAAAUUAAAAGACAUUGUGACGCGUU